Molecule: messenger RNA, 1272 nt
Organism: Aspergillus oryzae RIB40
Lineage: Eukaryota; Fungi; Ascomycota; Eurotiomycetes; Eurotiales; Aspergillaceae
Product: 5'-methylthioadenosine/S-adenosylhomocysteine nucleosidase family protein
Exons: 3
Coding region: 1-1272 (423 amino acids)
Biological process (GO): nucleoside metabolic process
Molecular function (GO): catalytic activity
Source: RefSeq, a predicted model, not a curated record
AUGCGCCCGAAAGACCGCAGCGGAUUUAGCAUCGCCAUUAUCUGCGCACUUACCGUAGAGGCGGAUGCCGUGAUAUUGUUGUUCGAUGAAGUCUAUGACAGAUACGGUGACGAGUACGGCAGACAUCCCGGGGACACCAACAGCUAUACAGUGGGAACAAUAGGCAAGCACAAUGUUGUCCUAUGCUAUAUGCCCGAAAUGGGGAAAGCAAGUGCAGCAGGUGUGGCUACAAAAAUGAAGUUUAGCUACCCUGGAGUCAGUCUCGCCUUGGUGGUUGGGGUCUGUGGGGGAGUUCCCCUGCUGCCAUACAGCAAUACCCCAAUUUUUCUAGGCGAUGUCAUUAUUAGCCAUGCGGUUGUCCGAUACGAUUAUGGUAGGCAGUACCCAGAUGGGUUUAAGCGAAAGAAAGGCAUCCCAGAAAACCUAGGAAGGCCAAAUCAAGAGAUCCGGACCCUGUUUCAGCGAUUGCAAACCAGCAUGGCACGCAGCGACUUGCAGAAUGACAUUGCCCAGUAUCUUGAGGUACUGCGACGAUCAGAACCACGCUGGCAAUAUCCAGGCAAGGCAUGCGAUGUUCUCUUUGAUGCUUCAUAUCACCACAAGCACCAUCAACAGGCUACUUCUCUGAAAUGCUUAUGUUUCAAUAGUGAAUCCCCUGGUCAGAUAUGCCAGGAGGCUCAGGAGAGUAGUUGUGAUAGCCUAGAGUGUGACGAAAACCGUAUUAUCCGUCGUCGCCCGUCUGAUGCAGCCGGGGCGUCAAUCCACUUUGGAAAAAUUGCCUCUAGUGACACGGUCAUGAAGUCUGGAGAGCAUCGUGACAAGCUGGCAAAGGAUGAGGAUGUUGCUGGCUUUGACAUGGAAGGAGCAGGAGUAUGGGAUGAACUUCCUUGCAUCAUCAUCAAGGGCGUAUGUGACUAUGCAGAUAGCCACAAGGAUAAGAAGUGGCAAGCCUAUGCCGCAGCAACUGGCGCGUCAAGCGCAAAAGCUUUCUUGCGGUAUUGGAAUCCUGCCUCGAGUGAAGCGACUCGCAACUGGAUGAGGGGAAACCAGCAAUUCACGCUGUAUAUACGUAAAACAGCAGAAAGGCUAACCGAAGCUUUUCCCAACAAUGAUCACACUAAGCGGAAUCUGUGGCGGUCAUAUUUACCCCAUGCGUUAUCCUUGUUGGAGGAGGACGAGUUUAAAGGUCAACGAGAACAAUAUAUUGACCUGCUCGAAAAUAUCGGAGACUGUCUGAGCACUCUGAUACUUUGUCGAGUAUGGCAUGUCUAG